Messenger RNA from Melanotaenia boesemani (Boeseman's rainbowfish), 1212 nucleotides. RefSeq lists its product as uncharacterized. The transcript has 5 exons. Gene Ontology annotation, biological process: positive regulation of DNA-templated transcription. Gene Ontology annotation, cellular component: mediator complex. The coding region runs from base 235 to 777 and encodes 180 amino acids. Gene Ontology annotation, molecular function: transcription coregulator activity. The record is from RefSeq and is a predicted model, not a curated record. NCBI's taxonomy places the organism in Eukaryota, Metazoa, Chordata, Actinopteri, Atheriniformes, Melanotaeniidae.
CAUAAUAUUGCGUCGAGCUCUCCGUCAGGAAUCCUGUUAUUUUUCAUUCAGACAAGAAACGAGUAUCAGAACGGAACCAGACCCAUCUGGACCCAGCAGAACCAGAAGAAGUGGUCCGUUUUGGUUCGAGCCGCCGUUAGCUAGCCGGAGGCAAAUUAGCUUCCUUUCCACUGACUCGUGCCAGUCCCGGUGUUUGCGCGCGCUACGUUUCCACAUUAACAGACCCGCGCGCACAUGGCGGCCUCCCUGCCGCAGAAGCCGGGGAUGGCCGUGCUGCCCCCGGGCGUCACGUCGGCUCCGGGCCAGCCGCCGCUGCCCCCCCAGGGAGCCUUGAGAGAGAUCUCCCCCGUUUUCCUGUGCAGGAUCGGACAGGAGACCGUGCAGGACAUCGUGACGCGCACCAUGGAGAUAUUCCAGAUCACGCGAGCCACGCAGCUUCCGAACGGUGUGACCCAAAGCCAUGCCAUGUACCAGGACCGCUUCGGGAAGCUCCAGGAACACCUCCGUCAGCUGGCCCUGCUGUUCCGGAAACUCCGGCUGCUGUACGAGCGUUGCGUGGAGAUGACCUCUGACCUGCAGGAGGGACCCACCGAGCUGGUUCCAUAUGUGGGAGAGGAUCCGGGUUCCAUCCGGGUGGAGUCCUGUAGCCCUGCUGUCAGCCAGGAGAGGCAGGAAGUUCUGGAGGUCCGUCAGAAGAACCAGGAGAUGAAGGCGGUCAUGGAUCAGAUGAGGAACCUGCUGUGGGACAUCAACGCCAUGCUGACUCUUAGGAAGUGAUGUAGCGAGGAGACACUCUGCAGCGAGGAGGAGGAGGACUCAGAACCUUCAGUUCUUCAUCACUGACUCAGAUCUCCGACUCUUCUGAUGUUUAUUGAUGAGACAAUUAGAGAAAGAAGACAUGUUCCUCAGUUCUGAUCCUGUUUCUGUACAUAAUGAGUCCAUCACGAUGAUGAUGGUGGUCACACAGGUGAGUCUCUACAGGUAGCUUCAGGAACUGACUGCACGCUGUUUAGAACAACAGUAAAACCCUGAGAAGGAAGAGCUGUGUGCAGGUGCUUCAUGUGUUUCCUUUGAGCUCAUUGAGUUUAUUUUUGUAAAAUUUUUAUAAAACUUGGAUUUUCUGCACUGCUUUUCUUUAGUUUGAAAUAAAGUUUAAAAAAAAAAAAAAUCACGGUUCUGAUGAAUUGGUGGGCGAUCAAAAUGAUCAAUAAA